AUGGCGGGCCACGCAAAUUUGCGGCCCAUGCUCGCGCAACGUCCACGAGUUCCCGCGAUCUCGUGCGGCGCCGGAAACUCGCGUCUGCACUCUCCCGGCAAGGCCGCUUGGAAAAGGGACGCCUUCACCGCAAACAACGCCGCGGUUCAGCCGGACGCCUUGCCGCGGUGCUGGAAAGUUCGACCCAACGGGAACUCCCCGCCCCGCAGCUCGCCUGGUCCUUCUUGGCUUUUGCCCGUGCAAUGCACCGCCGCCUCUGCCCGUACGGUUCAUCGCCCUCCUGAACAAGGAAAAAACAACAGCAUAAAAGCACACACAACACACCGCAGCCGAAAAGUUGGCGAGGCAAGGCAUCCAGCCGGUGUUCCAUGA
Messenger RNA from Trypanosoma conorhini, 372 nucleotides. RefSeq lists its product as uncharacterized. The record is from RefSeq and is a predicted model, not a curated record. The coding region runs from base 1 to 372 and encodes 123 amino acids. NCBI's taxonomy places the organism in Eukaryota, Euglenozoa, Kinetoplastea, Trypanosomatida, Trypanosomatidae. The transcript has a single exon.